Molecule: messenger RNA, 12008 nt
Organism: Amoebophrya sp. A120
Lineage: Eukaryota; Dinophyceae; Syndiniales; Amoebophryaceae
Source: the annotation of a GenBank genome assembly
AGCGACACGCGACCAUUUAGAAUCGUAUAUUAUCUUUUUUCGUAGUAGAAAGUAGUGCUGUAUUAGUACUAUGUUUAUAAGGUAAGUUGUGCCAAAUAAAGUAUUGAUUGUGCUUUUAGUCUUAGCAAGUUUUCUUUUCAUUCUCAAAUUGCAAAAUUAACGUCGUCACCAAAGCAAUUGCAAUUUGUGCCAAGAGCAUUUCCAUUUAGUGAGAAGUUUUUUUGAAGUCAUAAGAAUGCACUCUUUGAUGUAUCACAUUUGACGAUACUUUUUUUUUUUCAAAACGAUCUUCAUUGUCUCGCGCGACAAUCCGAACUUGUAUUUUUUCAACCAAUGAACACUACGCUAAAAAUCAUUUUUACGCUUUAAUUUUCCGCUCCCGCUGCAGCACCACUGACUCUCACGACUUCGGCCACAGAGGCACACGUCUUCACCUUUUCCUCAAAACCAGAUCCUCGAGGGAACAACAACAAAGGCAUUCUUGUGCCGAACGUAGAAGCGCGCAGAUGAAGUGCGAGGGCCUGCGCUGCCAACCCUCUGCUCUGCAGGUGCCAGGGAUGUGAGCAUGAAGGUCACGCUUCGUCAGGGUUGACCGUCGUAAGAACACCGCGCAAUAGAAUUGAGGGCAACAGUACCACAAAAAGUGCGGGUAGCUGUUUCAGAAAGAAGUGCGCUUCGUCCUCGUCCUUUUCCACGACUAACAAGUGACAACAGCAGAAGAAACGUAGCCCGAACAUCAAGCCGAUCACGACGUCAACGAAGUCGUGCUUUUCAAGCUGCGACACACCACCGACGACUUCCGCUAAGCUAACAGACUGUAGUAGCCAUCAAAAUGCUGAAAACGCACAAGUACUGCGAGAUUUGCCGCGACGAGGGUGAAUUGGACAUCCGGUGUUGCGCGUGCGGUGGCGCCUUUCACGCGUUUUGCUACGCGGAAUGCUACGACCCGGCGCGACUGAAACUUCCCAGAGAGGGUUGGACCUGCGAACCCUGCCACAACAAGUACGGGGAGACGUUUUGCCACCUCUGCAACAACCACUUCGAUUUACAGAAAGAGGAGCGGAAAAACAUCCAAAAAUGCCCCGGUUGCGCGAAGCAGGUGCACGUUUCCUGUGCGCAGAAACUCCAGCUUCUCGUCGACACCAGCAGAGGGGAAUUGGUGAGUACCUGUCAGCAGCAGGGUCUGCAGGUGAAGGGCGAAAAUGUCAUGUACGUGUGCCACGACUGCACGAAGAGGAUAAAAAUGAAAGUCCGGAGGUCCGCGCACACGCAGCAUGGGCGGGUGGUGAGCUGUGACAGCAACAAAGCGGCGUCGGCAACGAACAAGCAGAACUUGUUGCACCAGGCGUUUUGCGAAGUGUGCCAGAAGGGCGGAAAGCUGCUGCUCUGUGACACCUGCCCGAAAAGUUACCACGCAACAUGUAUAGAAAUGAUUGGUCGUAGUUUCAAUGCGGUAGGGGUAGCUGUUCUUGCGUAAAUCAAAAUCAAUCAGUGCGAUGCUUCGCUUUAUUCUUGUUGAAUCUGCUCAUGCGGCAUACUCUUCCUCAUGCUCCUCAUACCCAGCGUCAAAAUAACAUCAAUCACAAAUUCUAUCAGGUAUCGAGCACUUAGUCUCCCUCGAAUCUGUCGGCCUCCAGCAGGAGUGGCGGUGCCCGGUUUGCACCGGGAUCGACCUCUACAACAACCCCGAUGCCGUCCGGCUCUCGGAGCACGAACUUUCGCAACGGCUGCAGCUGAAGAACCAGCACAACAUGCGCAGGAUCAAGUGGGUCACGCGAAGGAGAAACGCGUACUUGAACUCCAUGCUGCACGACAUCGAGCCGUUCGUGUCGAAGAAGAUUCUGAAACAGAUCAAAGACGACAGGGACGUGCGGGACCGGCACUUCCGGAUGGGGGACGUGAUCAAGGUGACACCAGAUCGGAGCGGGAUAAGCGCUUUUGCGUUUAAGAAGAAGGUGGAACAAGAUCUCAUUUGCGAAGAGGCAAAAGAUGAUGACCCGAUGGACGUCGACGGAGAGGAAAACAGUGCGAGUGCGGAGAGUAAGACGAGUAAGAAAAACGGAGCGGUGGAGGAUAAGUCAUUGUCCGGCCACGCGGUGUGGAAGCCCUUUGUCGGUACAGAUCAUGCUUCGUCGUGUCAGGCACGAUUCAAUUAUUCUUGCACUGGUCAAAUUCUAAUGCAACACUCAUUUCAAUUUCAUCCAUGAUUUUUUGAACUUGAUGUGAGGUAGUCAGUGUUUCGCCGUCUCUGGUGUUCCUGUAACAUCAACCCGGAAAUAAAUACAAAUCACUAUCAGGCACCGUCCUCGAGGAGUCCUCCAUGUCGGAAGACGACAGCCUAACUGUCGUGGACCACGCUGACCCAGAAACCAUUGUCAAAGUCAAACCCUACGUCUGCCAGUUCCUGUGCAGCGGGUCGCAGAGGCGACUAAGAAAAUUCCACACCACCCCUCCCGACGCGUCGGUCUUUCUGUCGAGAACGAAAAACGGGGUGGAUUUCUUAGCCGAGGGCGUGAAACUGAAGGACUACCAGGUUUUUGGUGUCGAUUGGAUCACAAACUGUUUCUGCGACCGAGGAGGCUGCAUCUUAGCGGACGACAUGGGGCUCGGGAAAACGCUGCAGGCGCUGGCUUUCUUGGCGUAUUGAGCCUUUAUUUGAGCCGUGGAAAAUUUGUGAUUUAAUGUUAAUUUGCAAUGCUGUUGCUGAAUUCUAUUUGCAUGACUCGGAUACUAGGUUGUCUUGCAGGAUUUUUUGCACCUAAGAAUAAGUAUUUACAAAAAAUCCCAGCAACCUCCACCACUCCGGCAACCAAGGGCCGCACCUUGUGGUCGUCCCCUAUGCGGUCGUCGGUAACUGGAUCCGCGAAGUGAGGCGAUUUUGCCCGCAACUACGGGUGGCGAAGCUAGCGGGCGGGAAGAACGAGUGGGAAUUUGUUUUGGAAAACAACGAAGUGAGGUACGGGGAGAGAGACCUGUACAUCACCACGUACGAGACCCUGGUCAGCUCCGAACCCUUUUUCGCCAGCAUCGUAUUAUUUUUUGUUUUACGAUGUACUGUAGUACUACUGUAGUUUCUGUUGCGGCUUUUGGCAUUAUUAUACGUCGCAAACACUGCUGCUAGUUCUUGCAAUACAAAUUAUCACCUGAAAAAAUUUAUUCCCGAACGUGUAUACGCAUUUCGAUUUCCACCACAGGUCUGGUCAUCCAUCAUCCUCGACGAGGCGCACCGCAUCAAGAACCAGGUCGGCCGCGUGAGGCAAACCCUCGCCCACGUCGAGACCUCUUUCCGCUUACUUUUGACCGGCACGCCGUUGCAAAACAACAUCCAGGAGCUUUUCGUCCUGUUAAACUACCUGUGGCCGGAUGUUCUGCAGGAUAGCAAAUCCUUCGAGGAAGCCAUCUCCUUCGAGAACGUCGCCACCAUCGCCGCGGAAACGGAUAAUAAGGAGCGGAAAACUGACCCGGACGUUUUCCCGUUUCUACACCAGGACACGAUCUCGAAAGAGAACCAGCUCGCGAAGACCAAUGGCUUCCAAACGAACGAGUCUUUGCUGCAAAAAGUCCGGGGCCUGCUCGAGCGGUUGAUGUUGAGGAGGACGAAAGCGGAAGUUUUGCGGCUCCCCCCAAAACACAUCCGGGACGUGUGGCUGCCGUUGGCCCCCGCGGGGGUGAACUGGGCGCGACUGAUCUACCGGUGCCACGACGAAUUACAGCUGCGAAGAAAGCAGCAGAACGGAGUCCGGCAGCUGAUGGGAUUGCUCCUGAAAAUCCGAAUUAUUUGCUGCCAUCCGAAAUCUCUACUCCGGUCGAAGUCGGGCACGGACUUGUUCUCGGAGUUUGAAGUGGCGAAGCGCGGGAACUACCAGCAUUAUUUACAGCAGGUCUCCGGGGAGAUGCAUUUACAAUCGUCGAACAAGAUGAUGUUUUUGGAUAAGCUGUUAACCCAACUGUAUUGCGAAAACGUGGAUAAAAUUCCAUUAUGGGAGGAAAAACACAAGAAUUCCACGAGGGAGCAGCGACCGAUUUGCUGUGCGGAAGAUGAUGUGAAGCAACACGUGCAGAACAUUGAUUUGUACGCGGAUGUGAUGAAAGUGUACGAUGUGGACCAAGGAAUGAUGGUCGGGAAUCAAGCGCACAUCGCCGGGACGCAGCAGAUUCUGGGGGAGGAAAAUGUUGGAGAAAAUGGUGGUGAUGUGGAAAACGACUUUAACGGUGCACCAAACGGCACGACGACGACGACGGAAGUUGUAGCGGAAGGUGCUGAUGGCACAACUACGGGGAUAACACCAGCAUCAGCUUCCUCUGUGGUGCAACUUCAGGCUGGAGGUCAGCAAACCGGCUCCUCCUUGUCUUCCUCCUCUUCAUCUGGAGUUCCAGGAAUAACUGCUGGCGCACCAGCAGCCGCUAGUUCAUCAUCCUCCAGCAAAACCACGACUGCGAAAAUAAACCAAAAACAAAACUCCAACCCCGCGACCACCGCCCAGUUCAAACCGCACAAGAUCAUUCUUUUCACCCAAUUCCAGAUGGUGUUAGACGAGCUCGAGGCGUAUUGUAAAUGGAGAAAUUGGAAGUAUUUGCGGUUGGACGGGACGACGAACAAGGUGAUCAGGGAGCUUAUCAACUGCAAAAGUGUCAUCUGGGUCUGGAAAGACGGAACUUGUAAUGCGCAUCUCACACCACACAAAAAUCUCUCAUGCAUAGACAGCAAGAGUUGCCCACUUCUUCACCGAAAAAAUAGGCGAUUUGUCAUGCGGAUUAGCAGGCAUCGACGCAGCUUCUCAAAACCUGUAAUGCUAGACCUUGCUUGCUAGACCUUCGGGGUCAUGAAAAAACAGCAUGACAAAAAUCUGCAUCCUUCCAGACCCAGACAUUUUUGCAUUUGAUAGAGCUGGAUGUGAAGGAAUUCAACUCUCCGGAUUCCCACCACUUGAUUUUCCUCAUGUCGACGCGGGCGGGGGGAGUGGGGAUCAACCUGCAAUCCGCAAAUUUCGUCUGCAUCUACGACCAGGAUUGGAACCCGCACAUUGACACGCAGGCCAUGGACCGCGCGCACCGGAUCGGGCAGGACCGGCCCGUGACAGUGUAUCGAAUGUUGACGGAGUGGACGGUUGAGGAGAGACUCGCCCACCGCUGCGAACAGAAAAUGAAUUUGAACAAGCAACUCCUAGACGAUGACCUCGGGCACGAGGCGAGCGACGAGAAACUCUCCAUGCACGAAGUUUUAUCCUAUUUGAGGCACGGGCGCCAGGUUUUGACCCAGCAAUUUUCCGGGGAGUCGAUUUUGGACAAGUCCAUUCCGAACGUGCUGGAAAGAACCCACCAGCCAUUGCCGAUGCCCGGGAUGAGGAAUAAUUUUUUGGCAGCUCCUGCAGGCCAGGGUCAACAGAAUCCGUAUGGUGCCGCGCUACAGUCCGGAUCUUCCGGCAGUUCCCUCCCAUCCCCCUCUGAUUCGGAGGACAAUGACCCGCAAAACCGGCAACUCAUGACCUUUUCCGUGAACGAACUGAAUGGAGGAACCGCUUCGGACGCGAAUAGUGGGGUUAAUUCUACUACUAGAGGGGUGGACGAGGGAAUUCUCAGCUCCGCCUCCUCCGCUUCGGGCGUGCAGAGCUCCGCGACGUCUAGCUGGACUAGGAAUAAUACUAGCCAUCUAGCCCCCCAGACCCAGCAGGGCAUGGUGGGAGCGGCCGUGGCGGCGAAGCACGGCGGACUAUUGCACCACCAGAUGCGGCCGCCGUUUCACCCACCGCCGGGAGCUCCUGCAGGUGGCAACAGCAUGAUGUUCCCGCAGGUCGGGUCUUCCGCCGCCUCCUCCUCGUCAAAGCCACCUAACAAUUUCGGGCUGGCACCCUACAAUGUCAAUCCUGGUCAAGGCCAUCCGGGGGCGCAAACGGGUGCUGGUGGUGUGACUCUUAACGGUCAGCAACAACUGGGUCCUCUUCCGCAAAACGUGAAUAACAAGGCGAAGCCGCAGCAACUCUCUUCAGUCGACGAGCAAAUCAAGAACGGCGGUGGCAGCUUCCGCGGCGGCUCCACAACCAUCACAAACGACCAGGGGGUGACCCUCCGGAGGUCGACGCGGAUAAAACGGCAGCCGCAGAAGAUGCAGAUGGCGGAGGAGAUUCUGGCGGUGGAAGUGGAGCAGGCCCGGAAAAAGCACAUUUUCAACUUCAAGUACGAUCGGAUCUGCUUUGCGUGCAAGGAGCCGGUCUUCGACGCGAAGGGCAACCCGAUCCCAAUUGACUGCAGCAAUUUGGACGACAAGGACCUGAAGGUUAACGGCGUUUUGAAGUACGAGUGCAAGGAGGGGGAGCCGUGUCGGUCCGGGUUCGAGGCGUUGGUCUGCGAGCGCUGUCCGAAAACCUUCCACGCAAAGUGUCAAGGCGUGGAAGUGAUGCCAAAGAAAUUUGUCUGCUCCUGGCACGAAUGUCUGUGCUGCAGGAGAAGAGCGGGGGACGUUGGCGGGAUGUUGGUCCAGUGCACCGGCUGCCCCAAAGCGUACUGCAUCGAUUGCUUUCCCCAGUCUUUUCGAAGGGUGUACCCGGAAGACUCCUUCUUCAAACGACUGCAAGCGCAGGGCUGGGACUUCGCGACCCGCGAGCGCAUGGUGAACUUUGAGUGCAACGAUUGCCGGGUGAGACGGGAGUUUUCGGAGAAGAAGGCGUUGGAUCUGGAGGAGCAGAGGAAAAAGGAAAGGGAAUUGAACGAGAUCGAGAAAAAACGGUUGCGGGACGAGAAAAAGCAGACGGAGAAGCAGUCACGAUUGCAGGCGAAGGAAGAGCAGGAGAAGUUGAGGCUCGCGAAAGAAGAGGAAGACGCGGCGCUGGGGAAGGCCAUGAAGAAGUUGCGAAACAAGAAGAAUUUGAGCCAGAGUCCCGAUGGGGCAGUCGUGUCCGAAGGAGGGGGUACCAAUGAAGACGCGGGUAGUUCUAACUUGAACCAAGCAGAUAGUAGUGCUGUCAGUGAGAAAAAGAGGAAGCGCGAAGAGCAGAAAUCGUGGGUGGCCAUCCGGGAAAAAAUGCGGGAGAAGUACAACAUAUCAAAUGUAAAAAUGUCUGGGUCUGGAAACUUGUGAUGCUGGAUGGCGUCUCCUGAUGAGGCCACAAGCGCUGGCUCAGCAUGACAAGUUUCUGAGCUUCUAGGUGUUGCCUAUUCUGCAUGACAAACUGCGUUUCUGCAUCACAGAAAAGUGGAGCUCUUGCUGGGUAACGUGCAUGACAGAUUUAAGAGUCAUGCCAGACAAGCAUGACAAAGACAAACAUGCAGAUGCACUCUUCCAGACCCAGACAUUUUUGCAUUUGAUACAACAGUUUGUGCGAAAAACGGCUUUCCCCCGAGCUGCAAAAACGGAUACAGAUGUUCCGGGAGGAUUAUGAGAAGUUGAAAGGGUUGCAAGGUGAAAUUAACGGUGAUCCAACUAGUAUCAAAAAAUACGACGAAAAUGCAGCAGCGGAAGCGGAAAUCAUAGGAAAUACAACAGAAGAAAAAUCCGGCGCGUACCAUCAGGUGUCGAAGAAACUGUUGAAGCAGCAUUUGUUCGAUUUAUAUUAUGAGCUGGAGGAGAACAUCACCCUGGAGCUUUGCGUCUCCCACUUGGAAUUUGCGAAAAAGGAACAAGUUGACGACCCGCAGCUUGUAUGCAUUGCAAAAGUAUCGUACUAGUAUAAAUUGCAUCACAAAUUUUGGCAAGAAGAAAAGUGGAAUCUGUAAUGCUGUUUUACCUUAAGAAGGAGAUUUGUCAUGCAUAUUUGCAAUUAGUACGAGUGCGAUACUUUUGCACAGGAUAGCUGGACAAAACGAGGAACUUUGUGGACAUGCUUCCGUUAUGCAUUGCAAAUAUGUCUGGGUCUGGAAGGUUGGAACUUGUGAUGCUCACUUUGCAUUCUAAAAAAAUCUGUAUUGCAUGACCAGAAAGAGGAGCCCAGUUUGUGCUACGCGGGGAGGGCAUUUGUCAUGCGGGAUAGGCAUCAGGAAGGCCUCUAAAAAUAUGUGACGCUCGAUCAUACAUUACAGACAUCCUGGGUCAUGCAAAAUAUGCAUGACAAACCUGGCAACCUUCCAGACCCAGAUAUUUUUCCAUUUGAUAUCCAUUAUGCCGAACCUGCUACAUCCCGGGACACAAGCAGACGGAAUGCCCGCUUGGGGCGGAUUGGCAGAAUUUGGUAUCACUAUCAUGAUAUAUGUCAUAGAUGUUGAGUUAGUGCGUAGAUAUAGAUUUCUUGCCUGCAGUUCCUUGCAAUCGAAAUUCUGCAAGUUGUUGUAAUGCAGUGAGUACCAUAAUCAUGAUCUUCGUGUUCGUCUUCCACAUGCCAUCCGUUUUUUGCCAUUGGAUAGUCUCAACGGGACACGACCUACCGCCUUGAAUUUUUGCAAUAUGAUGUUCAUGUCAAAACAAAAAUCAAAAAUAGGACAAGGAGAACACCGACAAGAAGGCCCGGAAGCAGCGGGGUUGUACUAUUUGCGGGAAAACGACCCACGGGCGCCGGCAGUGUCCCGACAUGAGCGAUGAGGAGCGGAAGGAGACGGGGGAAGUGUUCGCGAAAUUAGAGAAAUUGAUGGAGCAGCUGGAAGAGGUCAAGCCGGUGGUUUGUCGUCCUGCAGAUGAUCACGUUGAAUCAGAACCACACGACAACGACAAAACAAUUAUCACGACUGUUUCCUACCUUCCAGCCUACGACAGCAUGCAUCUGGACGAGUGCUGCAAAAACGAGGGGAACCGAGUUCUGCGGGCGGUCAUUCUGCCUAUGGUGAGACAACUUGGGCUGGAGAAAUUUGUCCUCCACAAGCCCGAAGAUUUGGAAGAUAAUCUGACCAGGAAACAACAAGCGAAACUUUUGGAGGCAGCGCAAGUAGCCGCGGGAGUAGAAGCGGAGGAAGAGAAAAAACAGGAACUCGCUGGUGAAGGCGCGGCAGAGCAGGGCGAUAAAGCGCAAAUAAAUGCAGACACGACGGCGACAUCGACCACCGCAAAUAGCAAGUCCCGAAAGCGCCAGCAAAAGGAAGAGGCGCCGCCGAUUUUGUCAAAACGACAACGGAAGAUCGCCGACGAAACAGGUACUAAAGAUAAGGCUAAAGAUAGUAGUAAAGCAAAAACGACUUCAACUAAAACUACUGGUACAACAACUUCCAAGAAAGAUACUAGCAAAACAUCUUCCGCUACGGCCAGUACUAAAAAUAGUGCAAAAACAAGUACUUCUACUACUUCUUCGAAAAGCAAACAAAAACCCUCGUCUUCCCUCGAAUUAGAGCAUCAGAAGAGUGGUAGUAGCGUUGCAGGAGAUCAACAUAGCGGAAACAAGAAUAAAACUGGUCCCGCAGGAGCUAAAAAUUCUACUAGUAGUACUAGCGCUUGUAUUAAGGGUAGCGGUAAAAAAUCAAUGAAGCAAGUGAAGAAGGAUCAUAAAGAUGCUGGACAGAAAAAUAGCUCUACUUCUACUACUGCUAAUUCCUCCUCGGCCGUUGCCUCGACAACUACCUCAUCUAAAGGAGCCACUUCUAAAAACAAAACCACUUCGACGUCCACGAUUGGGUCGUCUAGUUCUGCCUCUGGAGCUGCAGGUCGCGACACCAAAUCCAAAGACACAAAAACAACUACUUCUGGUGAGAAUAAAUCCACCCUCGGCGAGAAAAAUAAACCCAAAGCGAUGAAGACAGCGGCAAAGAAGAAUAAGGAGGAAGUUCUGUCAUCCUCAACUACCGAGCGUAUGGAACUCGAGGCGGAUAAACAGAAUGCAACUGCUGGCGCUAUACCCGCCGCCGCGCCCACGGACGAGGUGGUCCUCCUGAAUAAAGAUGAGCAGACCUCCACUCCUGCGGGAAAGAACACUACCACCACGGCGAAGCUGAAUGGAGAUUUUGGCACCAGCGGGACCGCGUCUUCCUCCACAGCAGCUGCGAAGAUGAAAAACGACCAGGGUGAUAAUCUUCCGAAGGAGAUGGAUGUUGAUAUGCAAGAACUACAACCAGCGGAUGAAAUAAAUACCUCCGCGCACCAGCUGCUCAACAUGUCCAUCUCCUCCACGUCAAGCAAGAAGUCUGCCAUGAAAACCGCUAGUAGGAUCGCACCGUUACAACUCGGAGCCACGAGCGGAGUAGACACCGACACCAAAAAGAAUAAAGCCGGAAGCGGUAGCAAGAAGAAGUCCUCUACUUCGUCCCGUGGUUCCUCGGUCGCCAGCGGUGGCGAAGGGGUGGACAAAAGCAUGAAGGCCGUGGCGAAGAAAUGUAGUUCUUAAACGAGCAGGAGGUGCGGUUUCACAAUCAAGGGGAACUCGAAAAUGAAGUUCUAUAUAGCAGUGCCAGUGGUGGAUGUGGAUCUGAAUGUAUCUAGAGUCAAAGUGGUUGGAUGAUGUUUCCUUGAAGUAGAAGUAGCUCAUCGGUCUCCGACGGAGACGAAUGCGAUGAGAAGACCUGGUGGAGGUGGAAGUGCUUAAAGGAACGUCAGCGAGUGGUGUGACAGUCCGAUGGCGAUUGAUUUAUAUUGUUUCUGUUUCACACGGUAUUAAGGAAGACCAGCGGCAUUCCAAUGAACAAAAUCUAAAUGAAAGCACUUGCCUAGUAUGCCAACAUAAAAAUUGCUGAAUUAGCCAUCAAGCCCUAGAUCAUGCAAGCGCCGCCCACUGCCACUUCUUCCACCAAUACUAGUUUCGACAUAGAUGAGUCGUGGCGAGCAAAUAUAAUGAAAGACGCCCAGUAGCAUGAGGGAAUCCUGCUGUUUGAUUUUGAUUCGAACCAGUAGCGACCACAAGAAUUUUUCUGAUAACUAUUGUCUGAGUCUGCUCCCUUAAAUUUUUUUCCACACCUAACGAGCCACUCUAUCAUGUUUCCAUACUAUCUUAAUCUUUUGUUUAGAAACUUUUGAUUCGUUUUCGUUGACUUCUUGUCUGCGAGCGAGCUCACGCAGAAGUUUAGUCCACUUGGAAAUAGUCAGCUCCUCGCAGUUGCUAUUGAAGCCGCAACUUUUUCCAAGCCAUCGCUUUUUCCACAGAACUUUCUUUCUUUACAAGCAAAAUAAACGCCACGCGACUACAAAAUAUUAAACGCCACACGACUACUUCUUCAUUAAAAACACAAAGUGAAGUUGUCUUCUGAUGGUCUGUUUACGAAAAUUAAUAGCUAAUAUUAAAUCCAACGACAACGAAAGGAAAAUGAUCUAUGAUGUCCAGAAGAUUCUUGAAAGUAUCUAUUUGCGACUUGCUCUGUUGGGCCGAAAUCUUGGCAUACUCAUUUGAAGCGAACAGAUAAACGGCUACGGCGUACUCGUGCGGGUCGAAGCUGCCGACUCGUCGAAAAAACGCAGGGCGUGCGGGCAACCUCGCAGACAGUUGUGAAGAUGGGUGUUUUCCAGAUGCAGCUGCCUGGAGACUGUUUAUUUCAGCAGAAGCGCUUUGACGUCUAUGUCUAUCUCAAUUCAUAGUAUUGCUUGCAAGGCCCGCCACCAUAUUUUCUUUUUUUGAUUUUGAGAGAAAAAAGUGCGACGAAGUACGUUGGACCGAGAAAAUUUCUCCGUGCGCACUUUUUUUUUAUCCGAGUUACAGCAGUCUGGAGGGUCACCUGAAAAUCACUACAGUUUUCCCAAGAGAGAAGCUAUUCCAGUUUUUUCUUUUUGCCUACCAGUACCACCUACCGUUUACAUGACCCACCGAUGCUAAGGCUAGCCAGAGCGAAGAUGUUGAGAGGUAGUGCGAGAAGAUCCCAGUCCCACUUAACUAUAGUGUUAGUUAUAGUUUCUGCUAGCAUCUCUCGUCACUCAUACGCACUGCACUACUUCUCCUAAGUAACGAUCCAUAUACUUACAUAUUUUCUCGACAAAAAUACAUUAGUAUCAGGUCACCGCUCUACUCCUGCAACGCUACUACUACGUUACAAUGAAUAAGUGCUUUUCAGCCAAUACACUGAUAAAGCCCUACACUGUAGUGGGAGUCGGUACUUCGACUUUUCGUUUAUUUCCUCUAUACAAAACAGGUAUUUUACCUGGCCAGGCGCGUUUCUGGACCGACACGGCAGCA